Messenger RNA from Cylindrotheca closterium, 1371 nucleotides. The record is from the annotation of a GenBank genome assembly. Lineage: Eukaryota; Bacillariophyta; Bacillariophyceae; Bacillariales; Bacillariaceae.
AUGGUGGCAAGCCACGCCUUUGCAGUCAUUCUUUGGCUGAUGAAUGUGAUGGCUGGUGGGGCAUCAGACAUUAGAUUCAACGCGACUGACGACGAUGAUGAAUUGAAUCAUCGUCGUGAUCCCGAUCUUCCUCAGUGGGAUGCUUCUGAACUGAAUGAUCUAUGCGAUGGGGCUGGGUAUGCUAUCUACGAUCAUGGUGUCUAUACCAAUGGUACUGCUUCUUGUGACGAACCAGAGAGCUACUGCUGUUAUGCUGAGCCUGAGACGAACUUGAUAUAUUCCGACAAUGAUGAUGGUGAUGAUAACAACAAUAACAAUAGCACAAACAGCAACAUGACGACAAUCCAGAGCAAUCCCUGUGAUGGAUUCACUGGCAUAAUAUGUCACGGAACCGCGGAAAAUAAUAUCAAUUGCAAAGGUCAAGAUGCCUGCACGAAUUCUACGAUAGGAUUAGUCAAAGCUGGCAGUUGCCAAGGGAAGGAAGCCUGCAAAGAUGCCAACAUUACUACAUCCGUAUCCACCAACAGCUGCAUCGGCGAAAAGGCGUGUUCCGAAGCCAGUAUUGGGGUUGUGGAAAGUUCUAGUUGCAAAGGUGCCACAGCCUGUCAUCGAUCCAGAAUUGGAACCGUGACAGACAAUUCUUGCUUGGCCGCCCGGGAAGCUUGCUUCGAAGGAACGAUUGACUACGUCAGUCAAAGCAGCUGCCAACAAUUCAAGAGCUGCAGUGCGUCCUUCCUGGGGACAAUCUUGGGCUCGAGCUGUCGAGGAGAUUAUGCCUGCGGUGCCCAAUAUCUGGACCCCAUAACAACCGUCUUGGAUUAUGUCGACGAAUCCUCCUGUGUUGGGGCACACGCAUGUCACCGAGCUACGAUUAAAGAAGCGGUUGGAGGAAGCUGUAUUGGGGACUAUCCGUGUGCGUCGUAUUACGGAUUGAGCACUCAUAUUGAGUCCGUCAGGAACCGAAGUUGUAUAGGAUAUUACACUUGCAUGGACGCCACUAUGGAAAUUGUCGAGGAUCAAUCUUGUGUCGGGAGGGAUGCAUGUCGACAGAGCAUGAUUGGAAAUCUAACGAACCAGUCUUGCUUUGGAGAUCGAAGCUGCCAACGGGCAAUUAUUACUUCUGCAAGUCAAUCCUGCUUUGGCAAUUCUACCUGCCAGAAUUUUUUCGUCAAUGGGACCUUGUCCAAUAGUUGCCAAGAUCCUUGGAUGUGCGCAUCCCAAGGCCAGACAGGUGACUUUGAAGAUGUUUGCAGAGGCUCUUUGGAAAUACCAUUUGGGCCACCGUGCAGUAGGAGUGCAAGCAGCGUGCGAUAUGGAAGGGCCUUUGUAAUGAUUAUUGGAGUGUUUUCCUUGAAGCUCUUGUUUGGCUGA